This is a messenger RNA of Mizuhopecten yessoensis (Yesso scallop), 3168 nucleotides long. Its product is annotated as neurogenic locus notch homolog protein 1-like. The record is from RefSeq and is a predicted model, not a curated record. NCBI's taxonomy places the organism in Eukaryota, Metazoa, Mollusca, Bivalvia, Pectinida, Pectinidae. Bases 7 to 2406 code for a protein of 799 amino acids. The transcript has 17 exons. Gene Ontology annotation, molecular function: protein binding.
UCUGCUAUGGUGGAGACAUGGUCAGAGGAGCUGGUCGAUCAAGUACGUUAUUCCUAUUUCACCGGCGGUACAGAGGUGGCCUACACUGUCUUCAAUGGCCGUGGGUCCGACAAAUCGUCAUGGUUUUCAGAUCCAAACAUCAUCUACUCCAAAUACACGGACAUUAGCAAGAGCAAGGUCGCGUGCGGCAUUGACGGGGACACCAACCGGAAGUUCACCAUACAUCACGUAUAUAAUGGUUGCCCUAAUGACGAUAUUUGGAUGCAGAUCCUUGACAAACGGGGUGGUGGCGCACCCUGCUCCUGGGAUCAGAAUGUUCAAACGCGCCCUUAUUUCCUCUACAGUGCUGGAACUACGGUCGCCCGGGCAGAGUUAGGAGGCAACUGGAACAGCGCCGGAUUCCCAGCAGCUGAAACCAUGGGCAUCUUCAUUACAGGCUGGACACCGGUUAUGAAGUUAGCACACGGGCAGGGUAUUGGAGGAGGAGCGACCGAUGUACGAGACUUAUGGAAAGGCACUUACACGGUUAACGAGGGAGACGCUGACGCUAUGUCCAUAGCGUCAGGAACUAAAUCCUACAAGUCAUCAAUAGUCGACAGCUGGUCCGAUUACUACAUCAGCGCAGUUCGCGUGUCUUUUGUGACUGGUGGCAAAGAGAAGGCAUUCGCUGUAUUUGAUGCUCAUGGUGCGGACAAGAACAGCUGGUUCACCAAAGCCAGAGUACUGUACUCGUCAUGGAAUGACCUGGGCCCAACUUCGACCACAAACUAUGAUUCUAUUGAUGGGCAUCAGCCUCACGGGCGUGAUUUCUACAUGAACCGAAAUUAUGGCGGAUGCCAAAGUGAUGCAGGAUGGUUCAUUGUAUCGGAAGUUGCAAGCUAUGCCUGCAGUUGGGAAACGAAAAGCAACAUUAAACCAUAUUACUUGUACAGUGAUGCAGCCGGAUAUGAGCUAUCAGAUAAUCAAGUAUUGGCUGAUGUGUUUGUAAUCUCGGUUUCGAUGGAUAUGUGCAAUCCAAAUCGGUGUGGCAACGGCGCUACCUGCAUUGACCUGGGGACUACCUAUGAGUGCGCAUGUGCUGGAAAUUACUUUGGAAAUAAUUGCCAAAACUUGAAUGGUGGGUUUUCAAGCUGGAGUUCAUAUGGAUCAUGCACGACGACAUGCGGAUCCGGAAGUAAGACCAGAACGAGGACUUGCAACAAUCCAUCUCCCUUUGGAUCUGGAGCUUCCUGUGCCGGAAGUACCACAGAAACCGCUUCAUGUAACGUCCAAUCUUGUGCAAUCGAUGGUGGUUGGUCCUCGUGGAGUGGCUGGGGAUCUUGUACGACUACGUGUGGAGGCGGAACUCAACAGAAAACCAGAACCUGUAACAAUCCUUCAAGACAACAUGGCGGCGCUGACUGUCCCAACAACCCGUCUUCUGCAACAGCCACUCAGGCCUGUAACACGGCAAGUUGUCCAAUUGACGGAGGAUGGAGUUCAUGGAGCGGUUGGGGCACUUGUUCUGUGACCUGUGGGGGUGGUACACAACAGAAAACUCGUUCAUGUACCAACCCAGCCAGACAGUACGGAGGGGCAGACUGUCCAAAUAGCGCCACCGCUUCCCAGUCAUGUAAUACACACGAUUGUCCAAUUGACGGAGGCUGGGCAUCAUGGAGUAGCUGGGACACGUGUUCUGUCACGUGUGGCGGUGGUUCACAGGGUAGGACUCGUACGUGUACAAACCCGGUUAAACAGUAUGGCGGAGCAGACUGUCCAAAUUCAGCCGCGGAAACACAGGCAUGCGGCACAAUCAACUGUCCAAUUGACGGUGGAUGGGGUAACUGGUUGUCAUGGGCGACUUGCUCGGUGACCUGUGGGGGUGGAGUCCAGAGUCGGACCCGGAACUGCGAUAGCCCAUCCGCUCAGUACAACGGGGCCCAAUGUGGGGGCACCAACACCGAAAGUCAAACAUGCAACAGUCAAGCGUGCAUCACCAAUGGCGGAUGGAGUAAUUGGUCUGCUUAUGGAGCUUGUACUAAAACGUGUGGGUCGGGAGUCUACUCCCGUUCAAGGGCGUGUGAUAACCCUCUUCCUUCCAAUGGUGGACAGACCUGUUCUGGAUCUUCCAGUGAAUUCACCGACUGCAACACCCAAUCGUGCCCUGCUCCGCAAGCAGGAGUUUACCAACAGCUUUGUCCUUCUAACUGGUUCACAUGUGAAUCAGGGGGGAUGACAUGUAUUAUGUUAAGCAUGAAGUGCGACUGUUCUAAUGACUGCGAUGACGGAAGUGACGAAACAACCGGGUACGCCGGAUGUGACGCAGAACUUAUGGCCAUGUGCGAAUCUGGAGCAGAACAUGUUUUUGCCUCCAUCACGUUGUUGGUCGUGAGUCUGGUCUUUGCUGCUAUAUUCAAGAACAUGUAAACAUCCCGACCUGUCCCUCACAAUUCAAAGCAAUCUGGUUCUUAACUGAUUAUUUGUUAAAUACUGUAUAUAUGAAAAGUUUGGCACAAAAUGGAAGAUUUCUUUUUAUGUACGUUUGAAAUAGAUGUUUUUAUUUUCCAUGUGAUGUAUUCUGUUGUUGUAAAUCUCCAUGCCUAUUGAUAUUGCAGCGAUAACAUUGCAGCCGCGUAAAUCCCGAAACUUAAGUUCAGCCUAUCAAAUGUUGCUCGUGAACAUUAAUUGAAGUGCCAAAAAUAAUUUAGUCUCUAUUUCACAUUGUUUUAAAUAUUCAUUUGUAAUUGUAUGACAAAUUGUCACAAAUUUGUUACACAAAUUUCACAUAAUAUAUAUAUAUAUUUAUAUAUAUAUUAAUCUUAAUCUUUCCAUUGAUCAUUAUUUUAUUCAUAGGUUUAUGAUUGUUUCAGUAAAAUUUAAACGAUGCUUACAUUACAAAUCGUGUGACUGAUUUGUUUUACUUGGCAAAAAUAUAAAUUCAUAAAUAAAAACCAGAAAACUUCAUUGUCUUCUCGAAAUUCUUUUUAACUUUCUAAUAAAGAGGUGUUAUUCAUCAGGUCAACUGUGCUGUUGUCAUUCAUACAAGUGUUGGCGCUGUGACAUUGACACACGCUCCUCAGCUAUAGUUAUUUACUUUUUAUAUAAAGAUGUGAACGAAAUAUCUCAUUCACAGCACAUCCUUUGAAACAUGCUUAUUGCCAAACAAACGAGUAAUAGUUUACUAUAGCA